This is a messenger RNA of Hipposideros armiger (great roundleaf bat), 264 nucleotides long. RefSeq lists its product as uncharacterized. Lineage: Eukaryota; Metazoa; Chordata; Mammalia; Chiroptera; Hipposideridae. The record is from RefSeq and is a predicted model, not a curated record.
AUGCCUAGCACGACGCCCAGUACAAACAGCGCUCCAUGGUCAGUGUCCCCCGUCAGCUCAGCCAAGACCAAGGCCACCCAUCCUUCCAUCCCGGAGCUCUCCUCUGUCUGCCCGCCCACCCAUCCCCAGGGCCCUGCCAUCUUGCCUGUCGAUGAGCUCACACUUGAUGUCUCAGUUCCAGACCAGAGGUGCUCUAGCUGCUACCUGGGAAGGCUCUGGCCCCAAAAAUAUUUAGUUAGCAGCCAUUCAGUUAAGUGGAAUUGA